GUGCAUGAGAACUGAAAACUUACCAGAAGGUCACCGCUAAGGUCAUGAAGAGUACCAGGAAGACCCUGACAGAAGGAGAAAUGACAACACACGAUAAACCAGUUGAACUAUCCCAUAAUAAAAGAUUGGACUGGAACUCACCUGUCCAAACAGACAAGCUGUUGAGUAGAGGAUGGCACCCGUCUCCCUCGGUGUCGGGCCAACAGAUCAUCAUCCCCUACAGUCUCUCAGGUCCUCGUCCUCUUCUCAGCGGCCGCUCCGACAACAGGAUGAAGAAGCAAAACGUGCGGACCCUGUCUCUCAUCCUCUGCAUGUUCUCCUACCUGCUGGUCGGAGCUGCGGUGUUUGACGCGCUCGAGUCCGAGUCCGAGAGCUCCCGCAGGCGCAUCCUGGAGCAGAAGCGCAACGAGAUGAAGAAGAAGUACCGCUUCUCCGAGGACGACUACCGGGAGAUCGAGCGCGUGGUGCUGCAGGCUGAGCCACACCGAGCCGGCAGGCAGUGGAAAUUUGCUGGCUCUUUCUACUUUGCCAUAACAGUCAUCACCACCAUUGGUUAUGGACAUGCAGCACCAGGCACGGAUGCAGGAAAGGUCUUCUGCAUGUUCUACGCCGUGCUGGGAAUCCCUCUCACUUUGGUCAUGUUCCAGAGCCUGGGAGAAAGAAUGAACACGUUCGUCCGCUAUCUCCUACACAAGGUGAAGCAGUGCCUGGGCUGUCGACGCACCGAGGUGUCCAUGGAGAACAUGGUCCUGGUGGGCUUCCUGUCUUGCAUCGGAACGCUGUGCGUCGGGGCCGCGGCCUUCGCCCACUUCGAGGGAUGGAGCUUCUUCCACGCUUACUACUACUGCUUCAUCACGCUCACCACCAUUGGCUUCGGGGACUUCGUGGCCCUGCAGAAGAAGGAGGACCUCCAGGAGAAAACGCCCUACGUGGCGUUCAGCUUCAUGUACAUCCUGGUGGGGCUGACCGUCAUCGGGGCCUUCCUGAACUUGGUGGUGCUCCGCUUCCUCACCAUGAACACUGAGGACGAGCGGAGGGAUGCUAAAGAGAGGGCGUCGCUGAAGAGGGACAGGGGACUUUUAGACGGGGCUCUGGGUCUCCAUGUCAUGGGCGAACAGAGCAGGAGCACCCACAGGGAGAGGAACGCGGUAAACAGCCGCAGCCACAGCACGCUCUUCCUCCCGAUGGAGGAAGGAACCAGCCGCACUAACCUCAUCGCUUCCCCGGCGGAGGACCAGGAGAGACGAAGGAGCCCCUGCAGACACAGGCUGCAUUUCCAGAUCAAGGCGGGCAGACGCGGGCCGGAGUCGAGCCUCAGCUCCCUCUGCUCCUGCGUCUGCUACCGUUUGGGGAUUUGUGACAGUCCUCUUAUGUCUCACAAUGAACACCACGGCUGCCAUAUCAACUCUGUUUACUACAACUCAGUCUCCUACAGGAUCCAGGGCUGCUCGCCAGGUUCCAGGGACAACACUGGACUCUCCUCCCCAGGAAGCACGAUCUCACCCGGGCUAAGCUUCCGGGAGUUCCCUCGAUCAAGGAGAAAGUCAGUGUAAAAGAGCACUGUAGUGAGGGAGUGUGUCUGCACAGACUGUAAACAGUAUUUUGUGUUACACUAUGUACAUGUCAGAAGACACUGAUUCUGUUAAAGCUGCAGUGGGUAGAAAUGAAACAAAAAAAAGAGUUAAAACUGUCACUAUAUCCUGACAGUAAUGCACGAGACAGGUAAUCUGAAAAAAAAUCAUGUGCCUCUG
Messenger RNA from Sebastes umbrosus (honeycomb rockfish), 1751 nucleotides. RefSeq names its product potassium channel, subfamily K, member 15 (gene kcnk15). Gene Ontology annotation, biological process: stabilization of membrane potential; potassium ion transmembrane transport. The record is from RefSeq and is a predicted model, not a curated record. Gene Ontology annotation, cellular component: membrane. Gene Ontology annotation, molecular function: potassium ion leak channel activity. The transcript has 6 exons. Lineage: Eukaryota; Metazoa; Chordata; Actinopteri; Perciformes; Sebastidae. The coding region runs from base 45 to 1553 and encodes 502 amino acids.